This is a messenger RNA of Umbelopsis ramanniana AG, 1639 nucleotides long. RefSeq lists its product as uncharacterized. NCBI's taxonomy places the organism in Eukaryota, Fungi, Mucoromycota, Umbelopsidomycetes, Umbelopsidales, Umbelopsidaceae. The transcript has 2 exons. Bases 146 to 1177 code for a protein of 343 amino acids. The record is from RefSeq and is a predicted model, not a curated record.
AUCCGUAAACUUCACGCUUUCUCCAAUUCCUUUCAUCGUCCAACUGGAUCUCUGCAACAGAUCUAUUUAUGAUCGCCUUGUUCUACAUUAAUACGAUUUGUGCACACCGGGACACGUCAAUUGAAAACCAUCUGAACAGCCGCGUAUGCGAGUGGUGUUAUUAGCAGUCGCGUACCUUAUGCUCUGCGAUGGCGUAACUUGUCGAUCCCUAGCACAUGAACGAUCCCUACAUCGUAGACAUGAGCUUCAUCGUAAACAUAGUCAUAUAAACGAUGUAGUGGACACAACAACUACACCAUCAAUGGAGCCAUCCUCUACCAACCCUAUCGACCCUGACUCAACUUCAAGUGAUGCUUACGACAUCAUGAUUGCACAAAUUAUCUCACAACUUUACUCCAACUAUACCUCAGACAUGACACCUUUAAACGUAACUGCACAGCCAGAUACUCUUCCGUUUGAGAACUCAACCUUAGUCUCAGAGUUAGCAAAUUCUACACAAACUUCAACUCACACAAAGACAGCAAGCCACCAUCAUACGCCUCAUAACACUGCUACGCGUCGACCUUCCAAGCAUGCAGUUGAACAUCAUUCGGCAACGAACACCAUAUCCACGCUUGCUGAGCAAGAAACGGAUUGGCCAGAUAGACAAUCGGCCCAUCCCCAUAAAUCACACAAACCACCAGACACUAAGAAAGACGACGAUGACGAUGACGAUGACGAUGGCGAUGACGACGACGAGGACGACAGCAGCGAUGAUGGCAGUAACAUAGCAGUAGCGCAUAUUAUUACCCCAUCUGUUACAGUCUCAGCAAGACCUAGCGUGACGGCCAAUUUGGAGAGCCCUACCAGUACACAGGCGGAAAGCGAAGCUGUCCGAGCAGAAAGAGCCAACAAGAUCAUAGGUAUUGUCGUUGGGCUUGGUUGUGUUGUGAUCGGCGCUGCUGGACUUGCUGGAAUCAUCAUAAUCCGUAAACGAGAGAAAGCAAGACAAAUCGUGCUGGACGACCCAGAUGUACAAACCCGCUGGCGACCACAAUCCUUUCUCGCUGUCGUUACUACCGCUGUCACUCGUGCUCAACAAAGUUGCCAUAGGGAAAACAGUAUCAAAAGCAAUGGGUCCUCUGAAAGUAAAUAUGGACAGGGGCAAACAAGGCCACAAAGUCCCAUUGCUGUAUGAUAUAAAGCCCUUAGAAAAACUUUGAGCGUGUUUCAGUAAAUUUCGUUAGUCAAUACAUUGUUCCAAGUUCAUUUUCCCUUCAGUGUAUCAGUUAUGUUUUAUCUAGCGACGCUCUUUUUAUUGUUUAGAAACAUAAAGAAGCGUGUUAGAUGAAGGAGAUAUUAAUAUUCAUUCCAAUAAAACACUGGCAAUCAAGUCUAUUCCAACACACGCCUCACUGGGGUCGAUCUAGCUGGCUGUACGGCGGUUAUAACUUCAAUACAUUAUGCUUGAGAAGUGAAAAGGGGAACAAGCGCUUUUUUGGUGACCUUGCCCAUAGCAUUCUUGGGAAGCUCGUCCAUGGUCUUCAAAAGGGUAGGCACCUUGUAGAAGGCGAUCUUGGGUUUGAGAGUAGCUCUCAUAGUUUGCAGAUCAAGUUCCUGUCAUUUGUGAUUAGUUGCUAUCCUAUAUUAACUAUCAAUU